UGCUUCUCCGAAGUCUGUCAAACUGUGUCUGUAGAAGUGAAAAUUGUGAAGAGGAAAGGACUAAAAUAAUAAACAUUUAGUUAGAUCAUUUUAACCAUAUUUUAGAUGUAUUCAAUUUACGCCACGGUGUAAAGGUGGAACUAAGCUAACAGCUUGCUCGUUCAGUGGCCAUGAUUUUAUAGAGGAACUGUAAAUAAUUUAUCAAAAUGUCGUCGUUUACCGGCAGUCUCAACCAAUACAUUCAAUUUGUGGAGCGCAUGUUUAGAACCUCUCAAGGGAUUCUCCUGGCGCGUCUUCUAUCUUUACGAGAUGAACAUGUUGGGAAUAGGAAUUUACGAUCGAGUGACAUCGCUUCUCUUGUCGAGGGGAACUGUGUUGCUCCGCUGGACGAAAUUAUCAUCAGUCAUCUGCUGUGUGUUAGAUCCCUAUACAUGAAAGACUUCAUGGAGGCCUAUACUCACCAGAGUGCGUGUGUAGCUGCAGUGGUGAAGCUGUUACAAGCUCAGAAAGAGGUGAACUGGGGGUUACAAUUGAUGUACACAGUGUGCCUGGAUCUUAGGCUUGUGGCACAGAGAGCUGAAGCUUGUUGCCCUCAAAGCAAUGGCAAGAUACUUGAAAAAGCUGCAGAGAGUUUGCUGGCUUGCUUUCGAGUAUGUGCUGCAGAUAACCGCUCAUCUGAUGCUGACACUAAGAGGCUGGGAAUGUUAACCCUUGUCAAUCAGCUCCUUAAAGUAUACUUUAGGAUUAAUAAAUUACAUCUGUGCAAACCCCUGAUAAGAGCGAUAGAUUCUUCACCCUUUAAGGACCAGUUUCCUUUAGCUCAACAAAUUACAUACAGAUAUUUUGUUGGACGAAAAGCCAUGUUUGAUUCAGACUACAGAUCUGCUGAUGAAUACCUAUCAUUUGCAUUCCAAAAUUGUCAUCGAAAGAGUAUUAAGAAUAAGCGACUAAUUCUUACCUACUUGGUGCCUGUAAAAAUGCUGUUAGGCUUCAUGCCAUCUAUACAUUUGCUGCAGAAGUAUGACUUGAUGCAGUUUUGGGAUCUUGUCUCGGCUGUAAAGAACGGUGAUCUGAGAGGCAUUGACCAAGUCAUGGAAGAGCAUGAGAGCUUCUUCAUUAGUGCUGGUAUCUAUUUAAUUGUGGAAAAGUUGAAGAUCACUGCCUAUAGGAAUUUAUUCAGGAAGGUUUAUGUCGCGGAAAAUACUCAUCAAAUUGAUAUAGCAAGCUUCCAAGCUGCUCUUCAAAUAAUGGGACAUGAUGAUGUAGAUUCUGAUGAAACACAGUGCAUUGUGGCAAACUUGAUUUAUGAUGGUAAAAUUAAGGGUUACAUUUCAUAUCAACAUAAGAAGGUGGUUGUCAGCAAGCAGAAUGCAUUUCCUCCUUUAUCUAGUUUAUAUUAGUUUAGCGAAGGCCCUAGCGGGGCGGAGCAAGCACAAGAUUCAGAUUAAAUAUGUUGCAUGUAUCAGACAGUAUAACAGAUAGCAAUCAUACAUUUUGGUGUCAACUUUACUAUUGAGACUUCGAUAGAAUUAUUCCAAAAUCCUUAUUCUUAUAUCUAUGAUUAAGUAUGUUUAUAGAUUCAAUCAUAUUGAUAAACUCACAAAUACAUUUUCCACAUUCAAUAAGUAAACUGCCAAAGACUAUGAUGCUAUCUCACAUAUUGUCUCAGGGUUUGGAAGUAAUAGAUGGUUAUUCCGAAUAUGGAAUUGAUUGCUCAGGAAUGUCUUGCUCCCCUCGCCAUUUAUUAGGGCCUUUAGUUUAAGAUAGUGUUAGUUAGAUGAUAGUAUUUUUGUACCAAUUUUGUACUUUGAUACAGUGAAGUGGUAAGUAGACCUGUCGGACAGUUGUAGCUGGCUUACGCACAAGUAGUGAUUUCUUUGUAAGAAACAGUGCUUAUUAUACUGGUGCAUGAUUAUUAUUGAUAGAAUUUAGUAAUUUUAAAUGUGUAUGCCUGCCUACUUUUGUUUUACAAUAGCCAUUGUAUAUUCUUAUUUUAUUCUCAAGUUAGGAAUGCUGCUUUUAAUGUGCCAAAGAAAAUAACUUUGAAGGUGUAACCCAUAUUCAUUAUUAUGGUGAGCUUUAUUGAAAUGGAAUAUCAUCCACUCACUUUUACCAAACCAUAUUUAGAUUGGUAUUUUACUUGUGAAACGAAAGUAGGCCCACUGGAAAAUUUACAACUCCAGUCAUAAAGUAUAAUGGAUUUUGAACUACAUAAUAUUUUGUAUUGCAUGUAGAUUAUAAUGUCGAAAGUUAUUAUGAAUAACAUUGUCAAUUUGCAGUGUUAUAGGCACUUUAAACAGGACUAAUGUUGCUGUGUUAGAUUUAGUCGCAACAGUUAAUCUCAAACGAAUUAUGUGAAAGUAUAUUACCCAAAUAUGUGAAAAUAUGUGUACUUAGAUGUACAAUUAACUUUUUAAACAUACACUUGUAUCAAUAGUAGAAAUGGUAUCAAAUAAAAUGAAUACAGAUAUACAACUAAACUCA
Helicoverpa armigera (cotton bollworm) is the source of this 2484-nucleotide messenger RNA. It is a transcript of the gene PCID2, whose product is annotated as PCI domain-containing protein 2 homolog. Bases 207 to 1400 code for a protein of 397 amino acids. Gene Ontology annotation, biological process: poly(A)+ mRNA export from nucleus; post-transcriptional tethering of RNA polymerase II gene DNA at nuclear periphery; transcription elongation by RNA polymerase II. Gene Ontology annotation, cellular component: transcription export complex 2. The record is from RefSeq and is a predicted model, not a curated record. NCBI's taxonomy places the organism in Eukaryota, Metazoa, Arthropoda, Insecta, Lepidoptera, Noctuidae. Gene Ontology annotation, molecular function: double-stranded DNA binding; RNA binding. The transcript has 3 exons.